This is a messenger RNA of Penicillium malachiteum, 834 nucleotides long. Its product is annotated as putative O-methyltransferase. The transcript has a single exon. Lineage: Eukaryota; Fungi; Ascomycota; Eurotiomycetes; Eurotiales; Aspergillaceae. The record is from RefSeq and is a predicted model, not a curated record. Gene Ontology annotation, molecular function: O-methyltransferase activity. Bases 1 to 834 code for a protein of 277 amino acids.
AUGUUUUCUAUCCAGCCUCGUUACCUCCUCAUUCUCUCUACUCUCUCUUUGAUCCCUCUAUCUAUCUAUCUUCAAUCCACUUCCCCAUUUCAGCGCCUCAAAACUAAAUUGAUCAGUAUGGCCGACAACGGUUUGCAAGCAGUCUUCGCCAAGCGCGCUGAGGAGCUGCGCGAGUAUAUCUUCUCUCAGCCUGCUAGCAACUUCGAGAAUAACCCAUGGGCUUUGGCGGAUGCCAUUGAGACAUUCGCAAAUGAAAAGGGCCACAUGAUGAUUUUCCGUGCUACGAAGUUGGCUGUUGCUAAGGAGGCGCUUGUUGCUCAACAGCCUGCUCCUCGCACUAUUCUGGAAUUCGGCACAUUUGUCGGCAAGUCUGCCCUGGCUUGGGGUGCUAUGCUCCGUGAUAUUCACGGCGAGAAUGUUCCUGAGGAUGUCAAUGUGUACACCUUUGAUCCCAACCCACAAAUGGUGGCCUUGACACGCGACUUUGUCAAGUUGUCAGGUCUGGAGGGUGUUGUGCAUGUUAUCGAGGGACCGGGAUCUGAGUCCGUGAAGAAGCUUGUUGAGGAAGGCAAGGUCACCAGUGUUGACAUGGCAUUCUUUGAUCACUGGGAGAAGUUUUACCUCUCUGAUCUCCAGUUGAUUGAGGAACUCAAGUUGUGGCGUGAGGGAUCUCUGGCUAUCGCCGAUAACACUGAUAUGCCUGGUGCUCCAGACUACCUGGCGUAUGUCCGGGCUGGUGGCAGUGGGGUGGCUGGAGCCGUGAAAUAUGAGACCAAGACUAUGAAGACUGUUAACACACGAGGCCCGGUAAGCUUCCAGCAUGGGAAUGUUUGA